Exophiala spinifera is the source of this 663-nucleotide messenger RNA. RefSeq lists its product as uncharacterized. Lineage: Eukaryota; Fungi; Ascomycota; Eurotiomycetes; Chaetothyriales; Herpotrichiellaceae. The coding region runs from base 1 to 663 and encodes 220 amino acids. The transcript is spliced from 2 exons. The record is from RefSeq and is a predicted model, not a curated record.
AUGGCACCGAUACGGCGCUACUUGCGCAUAAGCAAGCACUCUGUCCUUGAAUGCCGCAUAUUCCUCGAGAACCCCGCCGAUGAAUCUAGGUGGCUGCUCCGUGACGGCGAUCCUGCCCUCCCACGCGUCCUCCAAGCAGUCGUACCGUAUGUUCUGCCAAAGUUGAGGGAAGAGAAUGAGAGAGCACGUGGAAAGGGCAAAAAGAAGAAGAGUGUCAAGGAUGUUGUGAAACAAGACGAUUUUGAGGUUUCCAUAUUCCUUACGGAAAUCAGAACUCGACAUUCACUCCUCGUGAAAAACAAGACGUUCAAAGAGCGUUCCCUGCUCCGGGAUAAUAAUGGCGGCAAAUUGACAGGCGCUGCUCGAGAUGAGGUUGUAAUCCAGGAUGAAAGCGACGAAGAGAACGUCAGCCUCGCACGGAUCCCGCAGGCAGAGGGCCCCGACGAGGAACCUGAGACUGCGACGGCCACGAUAGAUGACGAUGAUAAGAAAAAGCUUGGAUUCAAGACAACGUACGAGGGAUUUAGUAUUUGGGGCUGGGUGCUCUGCCUCUUCAUCGAGCGUAAGGGUGGCCCAGGAAAGAAAUCAUCUGGAGUCGAGGCUCAGGCUCUCAUGCAAGAUUGGAUAGCUUCUACGCAAGCACGGGAAGAAGAUGACACCUGA